UACUUUUAUUAUAUAACCCUAAUUCUCUCUCUUUCUCCCCCAAUUUACUGCUAGGGUUCGUCAUCAGAAAUCCAAGGCUCUUCCUUGAAGAUGAGGCCGAUUUUCUGUGGGAAUUUCGAGUACGAGACUCGCCAAUCUGAUUUGGAGAGGCUGUUCGGCAAAUAUGGAAGGGUCGACCGCGUUGAUAUGAAAUCUGGAUUUGCUUUUGUUUACUAUGAGGAUGAGCGUGAUGCUGAAGACGCCAUUCAUGCUCUUGACAAUAGCCCAUUUGGAUAUGACAGACGGAGGCUCUCAGUGGAAUGGGCUAGGGGAGAACGCGGUCGACACCGUGAUGGCUCUAAGUCUGUGGCAAACCAGAGGCCAACCAAGACACUGUUUGUAAUCAACUUUGACCCAAUCCGCACAAGGGUUCGUGAUAUCGAGAAGCACUUUGAGCCUUAUGGGAAGGUUCUCCAUGUUCGUAUCAGGCGCAACUUUGCAUUUGUGCAAUUUGAAACCCAAGAAGAUGCGACGAAAGCCCUGGAGUGUACGCACAUGAGUAAGAUCUUGGAUAGGGUGGUAUCAGUGGAGUAUGCUUUGAGGGAUGAUAGUGAGAGAGGAGACAGAUCGAUGAGUCCUAGAAGAGAUUAUGGUCGACGAGGUGAUAGUCCGCCUUUAUAUAGGAGGUCACCUAGUCCAUAUAAAAGAGGGCGGCCAAGUCCUGAUUAUGGGCGUGCCCGUAGUCCUGUGUAUGAUAGGUACAAUGGACCCUCGUAUGAUAGGCCCCGGAGCCCUGGAUAUGGCAGAUAUCGCAGCCGAUCUCCUGUACGAAGAUCAAGGACUUAGGGGAGAGGGCAUCUCAUUUCAGUAGAUAUAUGUGGUGGUUAGAUGAAUAUGUUGUAUGACUGACUGUCUUUUUGAAAUGGAUUGGUUUAUUCCUACCGUUUGUUGGGUCUGAAAGUAAUAUGAAUCAAAAUCUUGA
This is a messenger RNA of Cynara cardunculus var. scolymus (artichoke), 961 nucleotides long. RefSeq names its product serine/arginine-rich splicing factor RS31-like. The coding region runs from base 91 to 825 and encodes 244 amino acids. The record is from RefSeq and is a predicted model, not a curated record. Gene Ontology annotation, cellular component: nuclear speck. Gene Ontology annotation, molecular function: RNA binding. The transcript has 6 exons. NCBI's taxonomy places the organism in Eukaryota, Viridiplantae, Streptophyta, Magnoliopsida, Asterales, Asteraceae. Gene Ontology annotation, biological process: mRNA splicing, via spliceosome.